This is a messenger RNA of Ceratina calcarata, 617 nucleotides long. RefSeq names its product puromycin-sensitive aminopeptidase-like protein. The transcript is spliced from 2 exons. The annotation marks the transcript as partial. Gene Ontology annotation, biological process: proteolysis; peptide catabolic process. The record is from RefSeq and is a predicted model, not a curated record. Gene Ontology annotation, cellular component: membrane; cytoplasm. Gene Ontology annotation, molecular function: metalloaminopeptidase activity; zinc ion binding; peptide binding. NCBI's taxonomy places the organism in Eukaryota, Metazoa, Arthropoda, Insecta, Hymenoptera, Apidae.
AUGGACGAAGAACACGAGAUCCUGAACAUUACGAUAAAACCCCAGUUUGAAAAGGAUCAUCACUACUCGCUUCAGAUAAAAUACAAUGGAAUCUUGAACGACAAGUCGAAAGGAUUUUAUAGGAGCCAAGUCAUACAAAGGGGCCAAGUAGUCGGGUAUAUCGCAACGACUUAUUUCGAGCCGACGUACGCUCGACUAGCGUUCCCAUGUUGGGACGAGCCCGCCUACAAGGCGAAGUUCGACAUCAGUUUGACGCACGAUAAGACACUUCAAGCGAUCUCUAAUACGGACGUACUGAAAAAAGAAGAAAAAGAUGACAUGAUAACUACUUCGUUCAAAGAAACCCGACUGAUGUCUACUUAUUUGGUAGCAUUCGUUGUAAGCAAUUAUGAAUUUAAGGUAGAUAAAGACGGCAACUUCACCUAUAGGGUAUGGACGAGGAAAACAAUGAUAAAGCAUGUUGACUACGCUUUGGAAAUGGGUAGGGAGCUUCUAGAAGAGCUGAAUUUGUACAUGAAUAUUUCGUACCAGACAUAUAUGCCAGACAAAUUAGAUCAAAUUGCGGAGAAGGAUUUCCCGGUCGGCGCUAUGGAGAAUUGGGGUUUCGUGAUUUUCAG